UACAGCGACGAACGCAGCACACCCUGAAGAAGAAGAAGAAGAAGAAGAAGAAGCAGCAGCAGCAGAAGCAGAAGAUGACGCAGAAAUCGAACCUGUUCAAGGGCCAACAGAAGAAGAAAACCAUCCCUCCGAGUCGCCAUGGGAAAGCCCCUCCAACUCGCAAAGGGAAGAGGUACGUGAAGCCAUUGAAGGUCACUAAGGACAUGGAGAUGGACCGGGAGAUAAGCAAGUUCAUAAACCACUGCAACGAAGUGAAAGCAGCCACCGCUGCUAACAAGGAAGGUGGUCAGCUAAGCAUUGUCAAACCGCCACCCGAAUCUACUGCUGGCGAAAAGAAAUAAAUCAUUGUCGAGGUCGCAAAGAACACUGGUUAAAGACAAAUGGGUGGGUUUGGAGACAAAUGGGACCCCAAAUUUUGGGAUGAUGUACUAACUUAUCUGACAGUUUUUCCUAUAGAAAUUGCAAUACGUGUUAUUGUCUCUUGGAAUCUCUUUGUUUUCUUCAGAUUAUUAGAGUUGGGACAUAUGUAUGUAUCUUUUCUGAAGGCCAAAGAAGGGAAAUUUUGUAAUCUAGGAGUACAAAAAACUAUAGUAAUGGAUUGUGCCGUUUCUUUCA
This is a messenger RNA of Syzygium oleosum, 615 nucleotides long. RefSeq lists its product as uncharacterized. NCBI's taxonomy places the organism in Eukaryota, Viridiplantae, Streptophyta, Magnoliopsida, Myrtales, Myrtaceae. Bases 75 to 341 code for a protein of 88 amino acids. The transcript is spliced from 3 exons. The record is from RefSeq and is a predicted model, not a curated record.